Messenger RNA from Phaeoacremonium minimum UCRPA7, 678 nucleotides. RefSeq names its product putative dj-1 family protein. The transcript is spliced from 3 exons. The coding region runs from base 1 to 678 and encodes 225 amino acids. The record is from RefSeq and is a predicted model, not a curated record. NCBI's taxonomy places the organism in Eukaryota, Fungi, Ascomycota, Sordariomycetes, Togniniales, Togniniaceae.
AUGCAUCUAGUUCACGGGGAUUGCGCCGCAGCCAAACCAAAGAACUAUGGCAUCGUUCUUCUAAGAGCAUUUGACGGCAUGGAUAUCUUUGGACCCAUUGACGCUCUCCAGCUGCUUGCACACUGGCAGCAGCUGAACCUGUAUCUCAUUGCGGACACACUCGAUCCGGUGACAAGUGAGCCUGCAGCAGCAGCCAUGAACCUGUUCAACUCCAGCUUCUGGCCGGAGGUUUUGCCCACCCACACCUACGACACGGCGCCGGACCUGGACGUGCUGAUUCUCCCCGGCGGGCCCAGCGUUCGGGCUCCGAAUCUCAAUAGCACAUACGACUUCAUCGCCCAAAGGUAUCCCACUCUCAAGUAUCUGAUCACGAUUUGCACUGGUGCAGGCCUGGCUGCCAAGGCUGGCGUAUUAGACGGCAAGCGAGCUACUACGAACAAGUCCGCAUGGGCUACGAUACUGGCCAUGGGCCUGAACGUGAAAUGGGUGUCGCCGGCGCGAUGGGUUGUGGAUGGUAAUGUCACAGCUGGGUUGGAUUUGAUCUUCGAGUUCAUCAAGAAUAUAUAUAGCCAGGAGGAUGCCGACAAGAUUGCGGGCAUGAUGGAGUAUGAACGGCACACAGACCCGAGCUGGGACCCGUUUGCAGCUUACUUCAACGUCACGCCAACAGGAAACUAA